Messenger RNA from Capsella rubella, 2236 nucleotides. RefSeq names its product aspartate--tRNA ligase, chloroplastic/mitochondrial. Lineage: Eukaryota; Viridiplantae; Streptophyta; Magnoliopsida; Brassicales; Brassicaceae. The record is from RefSeq and is a predicted model, not a curated record. Gene Ontology annotation, cellular component: cytoplasm. Gene Ontology annotation, biological process: aspartyl-tRNA aminoacylation. The transcript is spliced from 15 exons. The coding region runs from base 28 to 2022 and encodes 664 amino acids. Gene Ontology annotation, molecular function: aspartate-tRNA ligase activity; nucleic acid binding; ATP binding.
CACUUUAGCUUAACUCUCGUCCCAACAAUGUCUCUACUCCUGCGAACUUUGCCUCUUCGACCUGCUCGUUUCCUCUCCGCCACCGCCAUAUCUGCCUCUAACGCCGCCAUUUUAUACUUCGUACCGAAACGGAGAAACCCAUUUCCCGGAACUCGAAGAACCUUCUCCAGUUCCCCUGUUGCGGCUACCUCUGGCGAUGUCGUAGUGAAGCCGGUUCCAUCUCCUCCGUCGGUUCUCCGGUGGGUAUCGCGCACAGGGCUAUGCGGCGAUUUAUCAAUCGACGAUGUUGGUAAAAGGGUUCACCUUUGCGGGUGGGUCGCCCUUCACAGAGUCCAUGGAGGUCUCACUUUCCUUAAUCUUAGAGAUCAUACCGGCAUUGUCCAGGUUACGACAGUUCCGGAUGAGUUUCCUGAGGCACAUGGCUUGAUCAAUGACAUGAGGCUUGAGUACGUUGUUUUGGUGGAAGGUACUGUUCGUAGCAGGCCAAAUGAGUCCAUCAACAAGAAAAUGAAAACAGGAUUCAUUGAGGUAGUUGCAGAGCAUGUUGAAAUAUUGAAUCCUGUGAGGGCAAAGCUUCCCUUUUUAGUUACUACUUCAGACGAGACAAGAGAUUCAGUGAAAGAAGAAAUUCGCUUAAGAUUUCGGUGUCUUGAUCUACGCCGUCAGCAAAUGAAGAAUAAUAUUGUUCUUCGCCAUAACGUGGUGAAGCUGAUUAGAAGAUAUCUCGAAGACAGGCAUGGAUUUAUUGAGAUUGAAACCCCAAUACUCUCGAGAUCUACUCCAGAAGGCGCUCGAGAUUAUCUGGUCCCCUCUAGAAUUCAGUCAGGAACAUUCUAUGCUUUGCCUCAAAGUCCCCAGCUCUUCAAACAAAUGUUAAUGGUCUCCGGUUUUGACAAAUAUUACCAGAUAGCAAGAUGUUUUAGAGAUGAAGAUUUAAGAGCUGACAGGCAGCCUGAAUUCACUCAGCUUGAUAUGGAAAUGGCUUUCAUGCCUAUGGAGGACAUGCUGAAGCUGAAUGAAGAUCUUAUCCGUAAGGUCUUUUUAGAGAUCAAAGGUAUCCAGCUACCUGAUCCAUUCCCAAGGCUGACAUAUGCUGAUGCAAUGGAUCGAUAUGGCUCAGAUAGACCAGAUAUAAGAUUUGAUCUCGAGUUGAAAGACGUGUCAAAGGUUUUCACAGAAUCGUCGUUCAGGGUUUUUACGGAGGCCCUUGAAAGUGGUGGAAUCAUUAAAAUUUUAUGUGUACCUUUGGGUGCAAAAAAGUAUUCCAACUCAGCUCUCAAAAAAGGAGAUAUUUACAAUGAAGCCAUGAAAUCCGGAGCAAAGGGUCUGCCUUUCUUGAAGGUCGUGGAUAAUGGCGAGGUCGAGGGAAUUGCAGCAUUAGUUUCUAGUUUAGACUCGGUGGGUAAAACAAACUUAGUGAAACAAUGUGGAGCAGCACCUGGUGAUCUUAUAUUAUUUGGAGUGGGUCCUGUUACAUCAGUUAAUAAAACCCUAGAUAGGUUAAGACUCUUUGUAGCCCAUGACAUGGAUUUGAUUGACCAUUCCAAGCACUCAAUUCUGUGGGUGACUGAUUUUCCAAUGUUCGAGUGGAAUGAGCCAGAGGAGAGGCUUGAGGCAUUACAUCAUCCAUUCACAGCUCCUAAGCCUGAAGAUAUGGAUGACUUGCCUUCUGCACGAGCUCUCGCGUAUGACAUGGUCUAUAAUGGGGUCGAGAUUGGUGGAGGAAGUUUGAGGAUAUAUAAGCGGGAUGUUCAAGAAAAGGUUUUGGAGAUCAUUGGCAUCUCACCUGAAGAGGCCGAAACAAAGUUUGGCUAUCUUUUGGAGGCUCUUGACAUGGGUGCUCCUCCCCAUGGAGGAAUUGCUUAUGGACUCGAUAGAAUGGUGAUGAUGCUGGGAGGUGCAAGUUCCAUUAGAGAUGUAAUAGCCUUCCCAAAGACAACCACGGCGCAAUGUGCCUUGACCAGGACUCCCUCUGAAGUUGAUCCAAAGCAGCUCCGAGAUCUUUCCAUCCGCACCAAAUAGUUCUCAUUUCUCAACACAAACAUAAUUGUUGUAUCGUAGGUGCUUUGAGAAGAUUAACUAGAGCGAGUAUGAUGGCAUGUCUCUUGCCAAUGUCCAUCUUCUAUCUACCCUUUCACAUCAUUGGUUAUUGAUUUUAAAGAAAUUUGUUAUCAAUCAAUUUACAGAAGUUAUAAACUUUCAAAAUGAAAUAAUAAAGGUUGUUAUAAAAGUGAAA